This is a messenger RNA of Anolis sagrei ordinatus, 2841 nucleotides long. RefSeq names its product V-set and transmembrane domain containing 2B (gene VSTM2B). NCBI's taxonomy places the organism in Eukaryota, Metazoa, Chordata, Lepidosauria, Squamata, Anolidae. The record is from RefSeq and is a predicted model, not a curated record. Gene Ontology annotation, cellular component: membrane.
CCACCCCCCCCCCCCCCAAAUUCCUCCCUCCAGUUCCCUCCAGUUGCUCCAGAAUUGAGAGAGAAAGAGAUUUGAGACACAGAGAGAGAGAGAGAGAGGCGCCUCUUUCCGGAUCCUGGCUGGAUUGCUUCGUCUUGCCAGGCACCCAGGCACCGGCUUUCCCCUCGCCACCCUCCUCUUCCCUUCUCGGCUCAUUCCCACCAAAGACCUCCCUGGGGUAGGCUUCCCUUUUCCUCUAAACCGGAUUGGGAACCAACACAAGCAAACCAAGCAGGUCGAGCCUGGUGUUGAUUUGGGAGUCGGAAGAGAGGGAAGGAGGAAAAAACAAGAAAGAGAGAAAGAAAGAGAAGAGAAGAGGCAGACAGAGAGAGAGAGAGAGAGAGAGAGAGAGGAGUCCAACCCUCUGGUUUGGGAAAGAAGACUCGACUGUGGCAAAGCCAAAGGAGGAAAGAACAGGAAUUGCUUUGGAAAUAACAUCAUCGCGAAUUUUUCGAAUUUUGCAGAAUUUUCACCCUGCUCCAUCAUCAACCUCAUCCUCAUCCUCCUCCGCCCUUCCUUGAAGCUGAAGCCCAAAUGGGUUUGGGAAGGAAACCUUGGAUACCUUCUUUGGUUUUGGACUCCAAAGAAUCCUGCUUAACUCAAGGAAGUUGAAUGAGGUUUGCCUGCUGCAGAGUUGUUACACUAGGGAGGAUUUAUUAUCCUUGCUAGGAGUCGUCAUCACCAUCCAUUAUUAUUAUUAUUAUUAUUAUUAUUAUUAUUAUUAUUAUUAUUAUUAUUCUCAGACCGGCUUCGGUUCUCAGGAUCCCUUUGGGGUUGCUUCCCCAGCCUCGCCAACUGCCUGUGGAUUUUAUAUGUGCUUCCGAAAAGAAGGGAGGAAAAAAGGAACAGCAGCGUCCAUCUCGGCAGCUUUGGGUACUAUUUUAUGAAAUCUUUUCAAAGUGUGCAUCUUUUGGGGGAGAGAAAGCAUCAUCCUUGCUCUGGACCAAGACCCAGCCGCCCGCCUGUGUCCUUUUUUGCACUGACUGCCAUGGGAUUGAAGAUUUCCUAGCUCGGUGGUGGUGCUGGUGGUGGUGGUCUCGGCAUCCCCUCCAGGUCUCUCUUUUUUCUCUCUCCUUGCCCUGCACUCAAAAGCCUACCUUUAUGAGAUGGAAAAUCGAGGGCUGUUCGGUGCCCUUUGUUACCUGAUGCUUAAUGCCCCUUUGGUGUUCCUAGUGCAGGCAACAUUUACCGAAGUUCCAAAAGAUGUGACUGUUAGGGAGGGAGAUGAUAUUGAGAUGCCUUGUGCUUUCCGGGCCAGCGGAUCCACCUCUUACUCCUUGGAAAUCCAGUGGUGGUACCUUAAAGAACCGGCACGGGAGCUGGCCCACGAAUUAGCCAACAGUGGCCCUGGCAGCAGGAGCAAGGUACCAAAUAAGGAUGCAACGAAGAUCAGUACGGUGCGUGUGCAGGGCAACGACAUCUCGCACCGGCUGCGCCUGUCGGGUCUGCGGCGGCAGGACGCGGGCGUGUACGAGUGCCGCGUCUCGGACUUCGGCGGCGAGGACACGCACGAGCACCGCGCCCAAGCCCUGCUCCGCGUCCUGCCCCGAUUCGCCCCGCCAGACGUCCAGGCCGCCGAGGCCGUCUCCCACAUCCAGAGCAGCGGGCCCCGCAGGAGCAGCGCCGCCGGGGGAGGAGCAGGGGGAGGAGCGGGCUCCGGGAGCAGCAGCAGCAGCAGCAGCAGCGCCUCCUCCUCGCCCUCCCGAGACGCCACCGCCGCCCCCGGCCUCGGAGACAAGCGCCUCUUGCCCGCCCAGGGAGAAGCCGCAGCCUCCUCCUCCUCCUCCUCCUCCUCCUUGUCUUCAUCCUCCUCCUCCUCUUCCUCCUCUUCGUCGUCUUCCUCCUCCUCCAGCACGACCACAAUCUCCGCCGCCGCCGCCGCAGCCUCGUCGGCCUCGCCUCCCCCCGGGAAAGCCGCCAUCCUCCGGCAGCAAGGAUCAGGUACAGAACCUAUUUAUGCUACAGAUCCAGUCCUCUGUUCAUUCCUGUUAAUGUUGCAUAAGCUUGUACACUUAUUAUUAAACCACUGAUGGACUUCUUUAUCCAAUAAAUCCUCAGCCAAACGAGAAAGGAACCUAUUUAAAAACCAAGCGGAAGAAAGAGAAAAGAACCCUCAACGAGAACUAUAAUCUUAAAGACGGACCGAAUGAGAGAGAGAGAGAGAGAAAGAGAAAGAAAGACUGGACAAGAAGCAUGACACAUUCUAUGGGGAGGGGUAAAGCAUAUUUUUGGGGACAUUACGCAAAGGUCAGCCACCUGAAAGAAUGCAUCUAGUUUCCAGAUUCUAUGGUAUUAAUGCCCUAUUCCACACAACAAGGUAGCGAUUCUUUUCCUCCCUUCCUUUUCCACGGUUUCUUUCGUUUCUUACACCUUCUUUCCUCCAACGAUUAAUUUUGCACGAACUGUUGAACAGUUGCUUUUAUGAUGAUAUGUCAAGACGUCAGGGCGGGGAGAGAAAGCUCUUCUAAAGAAGGGCACUAUUUUUAGUAGAUUAUUGUGGUUAGCCUUUUUAUUAUUAUUAUUAUUAUUAUUAUUAUUAUUAUUAUUAUUUCCUCUCCCCUUCCCACUCUUCUUCUUCUUUCUCUCUUUUUUUAUUUUAAAAAAUUAAAUUAUUUCCUUUGGAAAACGUUGGUUUUAAACAAAGGCACAUCUUAUCAUGACGAAUAUUCACUGUCGAUAAUAUUUAUUUUUAAAUAAUAAAAAAAAGAAAAGAUUGGAAACAAGGUAAGACAUUUGUUUAUAAAAACUGUAUUGUAUAUUGCUGAAUAACAGUUGAAUUAAAAAAAAAGAGAGAUUUUGAAA